Messenger RNA from Schistocerca nitens (vagrant locust), 1992 nucleotides. It is a transcript of the gene CCDC151, whose product is annotated as outer dynein arm-docking complex subunit 3. NCBI's taxonomy places the organism in Eukaryota, Metazoa, Arthropoda, Insecta, Orthoptera, Acrididae. The record is from RefSeq and is a predicted model, not a curated record. The transcript is spliced from 12 exons. Bases 31 to 1857 code for a protein of 608 amino acids. Gene Ontology annotation, cellular component: cilium. Gene Ontology annotation, biological process: cilium movement; outer dynein arm assembly.
UACGACUCGAGUGAAAUUGUAUUGGGAAGAAUGCCGCUUUUCAGUAAAAACAACGAGAAAGACUUGGCAGUUAUUAACAGAAAAAUUGCUGAGAUGAAAAAGAAGAUCCAGUUAUCAGAGGGACAACGUAAGGCUCAUUUUGAAGAAUGUGAUGCAGAAAAGAAACAAAACAUAGAGAAGAUUGUUCAGCUUAAGAAGGAGAUCAAAGAAAUGUAUCUUGAACGAGGAAAACCAGGACAGUGUGAUGAACUUCCUGUGAAGUCUAACUAUAGAAAUGCCAAGGGAGUGUACGUCUUAAGGAGAAAGAAGAAUUAUGAAGUUGCUGGAAUACUUGAUGACAGAAUAUGCGGCCUGAAGAAGAAGCUGGACGUGCUACGACACCAAUCGAGGAUGGCACAAAGACGAAUGAAAAAACUCGCAAGUGAGUACCAAGAGCUACUUCAGAGUGUUUUUUCUACGCAAAGAAAAGAUUUGGGUGAUAAUUUGUCGUCAAAGCAAGUAUGCUCGCUAGAGAACCAGAUACAUCGUGUGGAGAUGAACAUGAUGGAAGCAGAGCAUGUGAAAAAGAAGUACCGUUCUAUUCGAACGAGUCUCCUUGAUGACAGCGUUGAGUUUGAGAGCACACUGAAAAGACUGGAAAACAUGAUACAGAAGCAACAAGCGGAAAUAAAUCAUCUACAGGAGAUAAACAAAGAGGCAAUGGAUCUCCGAGACAUGACAAAAGGGACGCUGGUGAAACAAGAAACGAUAGCUCUGAACGCUGGGAAACUCAGGGAGAGACAGCUCCAGGAAUUCAGGUUGCAGGUAGAGGAACGACGUUUGGAGCUAGAGCGCUUAGAAAGACGAAUUUUUCCUACGAGUCGCCCUAUGGUACAUCAAGACUCAACGAGUUCAAACGAUGCUGCUCAGACGAUGGCCGAAGAGACGGCAGCUGCAGCGGCGACGGAUUUCCUUGAAAAUGCGUUUGCCAAACUGAAGGAAGCAACAGGAGAAUCGGAGACUGAGGAAGUUCUACACCGGUUUCUGUCGCAGAGAGAAACAAUGUCUCGCCUCACGUACCUGAAAAACAUCACCGAAGAAGAGAAAAGAGACUUGGAAAUAAAAAAGGAUUUUAUGAUGGCUGAACUGGAAGCAUUUAAGUUCGCAGAAGUCAAGGACAAGGAACAGAAUAUGGAAGAAGUUGAGAAUCUCAAACAGUUAAUAGAGAAGCAGAACAAAAGAAAAGAAAAAUUAGAUGAGCAAAUAAAAAGGAUAACUCAGCAACUACUUGAAAUAAAUGAAAUACUGUUCGGGUUUUGUCUGAAGCUUCAGGAUGUGGACGAUGUACCUUUGCCUGCACAGACGUCCGACUUCGGUACUGUCAAAGAAGUGCUUCACAUCUUAGAGCACAAAAUACAGAGCGCUGUGCAGAUUUUGUGCCAAAGGGAAGAAGCAAGAAAAGAGGCCAUGGAGGAAGGUGAGUGCUGCAAAAAUAUGCAGUUUGAGCUAUACACCACAGUGAAAUCGUCAGAACACCUUCUUCCUUCCGUUCUAAAAUGGUGUUCAUGUGAGAGUGAUAUUUUCACAUUAUGGAAUUUGCUUAGAUAUUGGCUGUUAUUUAGUAGUUGCAUAUCAUCACAACUCGUACUGUCUUCACAGGCAUAUAGUAGUGGCAGACUGAUUGCUGAAGAAAGCUGGAAGUUUCAACAGAACCAACAAAAAUCCAACCAAGAGUCUCGGACCUCUAUUUUGCCAACCUCAGAGACUGACGAAGAGGAUGAUGUGCCAACAAGAAGUUAUCUGAAACGCCAGGCCCAAAUAAUUGUGGAUGCAAAAUCUCGUCGAAAGCAGUUCAAUUUCAAUCGUGGAAGAAAGUAAAUUUCUCCAAAUUAAGCCAACACACAACACAUGUACAAAAUUUUGCAGUGCAUAAAACAUUUAAAUAUUUUGCUUAAAUUUGAGGUGAAUCAAAUAUAUUAAUACAGAGGAAUAUCUAUUUUGUCACAGACUGAU